Notolabrus celidotus (New Zealand spotty) is the source of this 489-nucleotide messenger RNA. RefSeq names its product metastasis-associated protein MTA1-like. The transcript has 5 exons. The record is from RefSeq and is a predicted model, not a curated record. Bases 1 to 435 code for a protein of 144 amino acids. Lineage: Eukaryota; Metazoa; Chordata; Actinopteri; Labriformes; Labridae.
AUGUUAAGGGUGUCGGAGGGGCAGGGGACCCGCCUACCCAAAACCAGAGCGGCCCAAAGGAGCACUCUGACCAGUGUUCUGCACUCCAGUGUGGUGUCUCUUCCAGAGUCACGUCCGGCAGCCCAUGCCCCUCGCUCCCACCGCACUCCUGGCCUGCAGACGCCCCCGCCCCGACGCCUCCUCUCCUCUCUCCCACACGGUCCCCAUGGCAUGCUGGGAAAACGCAGCUACCAUCACCACAGCAGGGUUGAGCAAGACAGGCGCUCAGAGAACCCAAGUACGACAGGUGGACCCCUCCUGCAUAAUGGCCGCAACAGCGGCAGCGGAAGCACCCGAGGUGGAGUCAUGAUCCGCAAACGACGUCCCAACUGGAUCGAUGCCCCUGAUGACAGCUUCUUCCUUGUCACCAGGGAGACCAGGACUCUGUCUAAAUGAGCCAUGGCACCCGGCCGUCACAGCCGCCCUCUGAUCAUCGGGGCUAAAAUUAGC